AUGUCCCCUCCGCAUAUAGAGGGGUUCUACUUUGAUGAGCAUAGAAAGAAGUACUUUAAGAUAACCAAAAAUACAGAUGGUAUAUCAGAUAUUACGCCGUACUCGAUUUCUUCGAUUCGGAAAAACGAACGACUGAAAAGAACGCUGGAGAUUGAGGUUCCAAUUAUCAGCAAGAGGAAGUCUGACUCGAAGGGCUCAAAGAAGAAAGAAGCAGAGUUUUCUUUGGCAACUUCAUUUUUUUGUUCAAAAAUUUCUCAACUUUCUCCUUGGAUGAAUACUAGCUUUUCAGCACUCUAUUCCAAAAGUUGUAAUACGCGGACAUCUUUCGACAAUGAGUUGGGAUUGCAGCAAGUGAUCAAUCUAUUUGGAAAGCAUUGCUACGAAUUCGCAGGCAAUAACCGCAUUAUAGGUAUCCUACCAAUACCUGGUAACUCAAAGAUUCUAGUUAACAUUGCACCAGGUCGCUGGGGAUCUCUCCAGUUUGGAAGCAAACCUCUCCCAAGUUACGCUGAUUAUCUCUUGAGUCAAACUGUGAGUACAAAACUUUUAUGGUAUAGAGCUUUUGACUUGAAUAUUGUGUUCAAGCUUGAAAUCGGCAAUGCCACUAAAGUUGUCAUCAUUGCUGAAGGCAAAAAAGUGCUAGAGAGUAUUGAGGUACAUAGAGACGAUAAGGUCACCUGUGACUUCGACGGCAGCCUGGCAAUAGGGAAUGGUAGAACAGUACGUAUACAGACGUUGUCACCAGCAGAUGCACUGUCAAACGAAAAUCCUUUUUCAAGAAUAAAAACAAGUUCUGACGUCAUGGCAUUAGAAAUGGCUGUGAUUGGCACAUCUAGAUUACUUAUAGUUGGGUUGAGAGACGGGCACAUACAAUUUUGGGUUUUUAAGAGCGGAAGCUGGCUAAGUGCCGGGAAAACAUUUUUUGGUUCAACUGUGACACAAAUUGCUUCUUUUACUCACACAGAAAAACAUGGCAAAGAUGUUUAUGUGCUGGUUAGUGGUCUUCAAGGGAGAUUAAGAUUGUUUAAAACUUGCCACACCAAGAAAGGAACAAUCCAUUUGAAGAAAGUCGUAGAGUAUUUGAAUUACAACAAUGAUUUCACUCUAGGUGACUGUUUUCAUUUGGCCCCUUGCAGCAACCUACAAUAUGGCUUCUUUGCCAUUUCUGAUCCUAUUGAAGAAUGCAUUAAGAUUUAUCGGUUUCUUGAUUCUUUACCUAUAGUCACUCAGCAGUCAUCACCACAUUACCUGAAGAUCCCCUUUGGUUCCAGUUCUAUAAAUGACUUUUCUUGGAUUUCACUCCGAGAGGCCUGCUCUUUUUCCGAUAACGGUCUUAUCUUAAACCGCACAUCCACAUCCAAUAAAAUUUCACCUUGCACCAUUAACUGUGAUGAUUUCUCUUUGCUUGAAAGCCGUAGACUUCUAAGCGAGCAAGAACCUAAAGGAUAUUCAUUCUGCGGAGAACCGUUUGUAGAAAGAUUUGCACUUUUCGUCAAUGGAAGUGGAGAUCAUCUACCAUACCGCGUAUCAGUUUGGUUUUAA
Molecule: messenger RNA, 1542 nt
Organism: Komagataella phaffii GS115
Lineage: Eukaryota; Fungi; Ascomycota; Pichiomycetes; Pichiales; Pichiaceae
Exons: 1
Coding region: 1-1542 (513 amino acids)
Cellular component (GO): Cul4-RING E3 ubiquitin ligase complex
Molecular function (GO): protein binding
Source: RefSeq, a predicted model, not a curated record